Molecule: messenger RNA, 3222 nt
Organism: Polypterus senegalus (gray bichir)
Lineage: Eukaryota; Metazoa; Chordata; Cladistia; Polypteriformes; Polypteridae
Product: oocyte zinc finger protein XlCOF8.4-like
Exons: 3
Coding region: 236-1618 (460 amino acids)
Biological process (GO): regulation of cytokine production; regulation of immune system process; negative regulation of transcription by RNA polymerase II
Source: RefSeq, a predicted model, not a curated record
GUAACUUCAAUCCGAACGACGGAAACGGAAGUGGGAUGACGCCACGUGCCUGUUUGGCUCGCGCUUCAAAUUGAGUGGGUGAAGAUUUUGCAGUGCGUGAGGAUUUAAAACCGUGACCCCGAGUAACAAAAGGUCCCUGCCAAUGCAGCCCAUCACUAACUCCAAUGGAGAGAGAUACCGAGCUGAUCUGGAGCUAAAAUGGAUAGGACAUUUUUGUAAAUAGGGAUUGUAAGAGAUGAACAGUAAUGAAGAACGGGAGAAUUCUUCACUACACCAGGAUCUACAUUUAUUAAAUGCUAUGGAGAAAAGUGUGGACAUUAAGGAAGAGAAGUGUGAGUGGGAAUGGUUGCAACAUCAGUGGGAUGCAUCUAAAAUCAAGGAGGAUUGUGAAUCUGCAACAAAAAGCAUGAAAGAAUACCCUGAACCAACAUCUGAUAGCAGUGACAUGCAGAAAAGUGAAAUUAUAAAUUGUAUCAAGGAAGAAAAUAUUAAAUCGGAAAGUGCAUCUCAGAAUUUCUGUGCGCAUGGAGAUGGCCAUAGAUUAGGUGUCACACGUAGUAGACAGAGCCCUCAACAGAAUGAUUCUCUCCAUGUGAAGUUGGAGUCUUUGGAGGCUGACAUAAAGAGGCCUGAGAAAGCAUCAUGUCAGAGCCACGAAGGAAAAGAUGUAGAAGAGAACAUCAAUGUCUCUUCAUCUUCAAUUUGUCGGUACGAACCUCAGGAGAUUGAAAAUUUGAAGAUAACAUCUGGAUCAGGGGUUUUGAUACUGGACACUUUACAGUACUGUUCCCAGCCUGUUGUGACACUAAAAAGGAGAAACAAAAUGAAUAGAGAACAGGUGGACAAUGCAGAUUCAAUGGUUUUGAAGGACUGCCAAGAGAGGGAAAAAUAUUUUAAACGUAAAUCUAAACGAAAAUGUAAGUGGAGUCCAAUGACACAGAGGACAUAUUGCUGUUCUCAAUGUGGCAAAACUUUUUCUACUAGCAGCAAAUUUUGCAAGCAUACAAGAAUUCACAGUGGAGAGAAACAGUAUUGCUGUUCUCACUGUGGCAAGCAAUUCUACACCAGCAGCAAUCUUCUGGUCCAUUCAAGGGUUCACACUGGAGAGAAACCAUAUUGUUGUUCUGAAUGUGGCAAAGGGUUCUCCACAAAUGCACACCUGAAAAUCCACACAAGAAUUCACACUGGAGAGAAGCCCUAUUGCUGUUCAGAUUGUGGCAAGCGAUUCCCCACAGCUACCCAACUUCAAAUUCACAUAAGAGUUCACACUGGAGAGAAACCGUAUUGCUGCACUGACUGUAGUAAGCAAUUUGCUACCAGUGGCAGUCUUCAGUACCACAGAAGAGUGCACACUGGUGAGAAGCCAUAUUGCUGUGCCGAAUGUGGCAAACAGUUCUCCACUAGCAGCAGUCUUCACAAGCACACAAGAAUUCACAGUGGAGAGAAGCCAUAUAGCUGUUCUUACUGUGAUAAACAAUUUUCCGAUAGUUCAAACUUUCAUUUACACACACGAGCUCACAGAGGGGAGAAGCCAUACUGCUGUUCUGAAUGCGGUAAGCGAUUCACUAACAACCGCAGUCUUCGGAAACACACAAAAAUUCACACCAGAGACAAGUGAGAACAUUUGGGCAUGAUAUGCUUGACAAAGCAACCUUCAUCAACAUAAAAUGGACAUCUAUUGCAAAUGUCAUUCUUGAUGAACAAUGUGUCAUCGGAGAUCUAAAACCAGAAGAAACUUAUAAAUACCUAAAAAGGAGCAGACAAAAAUACAUAUCAACAAAUGCAAUUGGAAAUCACCUAAACCAAACCACUGAAGUAGUGCUAGUGGUGCUGGGAUCAACAUGACUCAUUGAAAACUUCCUGGCAUGAACACUAGCUGCUGCGUCACCAGAUCACCCAAACAUCCUGCCAAUCACUGUAGGACUGUGAGGAACAAUGCAGGUGCUAUGCAUAGCCCUGGCAGUAAAUUCAUGAGGCUAUCAACAGUAGCAGUACAAAACAACUUCAUGACUUGAGCACGAUGUUCGCUGUCCUGAUAGCAAGUUCACACCAUUCUGUUCUUGAGAAAUGAAUCCUGAGAGAAGCAGUAAAGCAUGUGUGGUGCGUAACUAUGCUAACUGGUUAUUAGUUUUUACAUAGUGAACUUUCUUGUGUAAAUUCUAUCAAGUAGUGUUUAUGCAGACUUCUUUCAUAAUGUGAUAUUGUUUCAAAAAAGAAAAUCCAGUGUGGCUUGUAAAUCUUCUGGGAUUUUAAGGUCCUCACCCCUUAUUUGAUUUUUAAUUUUUAAAUGUUUUAACCUGCAUAAAUUGUUUGAAAAAGGGUUUUACAGUAUUUUGCCAUUUUGAGACAAAAUUCUUAAUAUGUUACUAAUACAGUAAGUGCUAAAGUAAUGUGAGACAUCACCCUCAUCCUGAUGCUCAGUCUCUCCUGAAAUAUUCCUUUUUAAUUUUCAAUGCUGCUAUUUAAUUAAAAUUAAUGAAAAUGUAUGUGAAGAAAUGGUGUGUCUUGUUUAAUGUAUAUGAUAGCAAGUAAGAUGAUGCUUUGAGUGAAAGGUGGUUAUUGGUAACCAGUUACAGCAGUUGCCUGUUUGGAGUAGCAUGAUUGGUUAAGAUGCAGGGGAAACAUUAAAUGUGUUGCUGAUUGUGAUUGUGCUUAUGUAACUGUAAGAUGGGUUUUGAAUGCACAAGGGAAUUGCAGAAGUUAGCACAACCUCUUUAUAUACCGAUUCCUCCCCUGGUAUUUGAAUGGAUAUUGCUGGCAGGGUCAUAUAUACUGUAUGUGUAUAAACCGCUAUCUGUCUAUCUAACCACUGAGGGUUGCCAAAAUUAUCAAAAUGUCAAUAAGUAUUGAUUUUAACAUUUAAAAAAUAAUUCAGUGCUAAUUUUUCAUGGUGUCGAUUCUACAGCCUACAUUAAUGCACUUCCAAUUCACUGUGGCUACUGUAGCAUGAUACUUUAUUUUAUUACACAUGAUUCUAAAAUUUUAUUUCAUCAUGUUUACUAAGUAAUGUAAUGCACAUUAACUUUUCAGUACUCUGUAGCAUAAACCGUAGCACUACUCCUCCUCUAUGUGCUUGUAUACUUCCAGCUGUGUUUCAGAAUGUGUAUUUAGCAUGCCAAGGUUCAUUUGUAGAUCAACAGAAGUAAGCAGCAGCCUCGCGGAAAAGUAGAUGAAUAUGCUAGUCUUUCUUGCAAAAAUUGAGAAGUUAAAAAGACAUUGCAG